Molecule: messenger RNA, 1743 nt
Organism: Perca flavescens (yellow perch)
Lineage: Eukaryota; Metazoa; Chordata; Actinopteri; Perciformes; Percidae
Gene: ftr83
Product: finTRIM family, member 83
Exons: 7
Coding region: 7-1743 (578 amino acids)
Molecular function (GO): zinc ion binding; protein binding
Source: RefSeq, a predicted model, not a curated record
GUCUCCAUGUCAUCUGACCAGGACAACUGCCACCUGUGUAAGGAAUACCUCAGGGAUCCCGUGUCCAUCCCAUGUGGCCACAUCUUCUGCUCUGUUUGCCUGAAGACAUACUGGGACCAUGCUGACCACACAGGCUCGUACCUCUGCCCACAGUGCAAGGUUACCUACAACAAGAGGCCCACCCCGAGACGCAUGGGAGGCUCCCGGCUCUCCAGCAUUCAACGUAGUACUGAAUCCUUUCCGCCUCCGCCUCCGUCCCCUGACUACAACUUUGCAGGACCCCAGGAUGUAGGUUGCGACAUCUGCAUUGGAAAGAAACACAAAGCCGUCAAGACCUGCCUGAUGUGUCUGGCGUCCUACUGCGAGAAGCAUCUCAAGCCCCACUAUGAGUCCAACACUUUUAAAAGACACAAGCUGGUGGAUGAAAUCGGCCACCUGGACAGACAGAUCUGUCCCCAGCAUCAGAAGGGUCUGGAGCUGUUCUGUCGCACCGAUGAUAUGUGUAUCUGUGUGCUGUGUACAGUGAAAGAACACAAAGGUCACGACAUGGUGUCUGCUGAGCAGGAGCGGGCAGAUGAGCAGCAACGGCUGGGUGCCACCCAGGCUGAGAUCCAGGAAAAGAUUCAUGACCGACUCAAGCAGAUGGAGGAACUAAAACAAGCAGUGGAUUCACUCAAGAACUCCGCCCACACAGCACUGCAGGAAUGUGAGAAGAUGUUUGCCGACAUGAUGCGCUCCAUUGAGAGGAUGCAGCAAGAGAUGACCAAGCUGAUCUCCUCCAACAAGAGAGCAGCACUCAACAACGCAGAGGGCCACAUGGAGCGUCUGAACCACGAGAUUGCUGAUCUGAAGAGGAGAGACAACGAGAUCACCCAGCUGUCCCGCACCGAGGACCACAUCCACUUCAUCCAGAGCUACCACAUGCUGAUAGCCCAGACCGAGGCUGAGGAGCUGCCCACAGUGAGCGUCAACCCCUACUUCACCUUCGGCCCAGUCACUAAGGCCGUCUCGGAGAUGAAACAGCACCUGAAUGAAUUCAGCAAUGACGAACUGGUUAGGGUAGCCAAGGCGGUUAACAAAAUGACCUUCUGUCAGCUGGAUGAAUCCAAAAAGAGACAGUCCAUAAAAAGCGAGGAAGCUGUAACAAGUUCUAGUGUACAAGUCUACAAGUCCAUCCCAGUCCAGGAACCUCAGCACAGGAACGAUUUCCUGAAAUAUUCUUGCGACCUCACUCUGGACUCAAACACAGCCUACAGACAGCUCUACUUGUCUCGAGGGAACAGGAAAGCUGCACUCAAGAGAGACCCCCAGGCUUACGGUGACCACCCUUCCCGGUUCGACUCCCUGCCCCAGGUCCUGUGUAAGGACGCUCUCUCUGGAGGAGCUUACUACUGGGAGGUUGACUGGAGCGGGGAGGGGGCUGCCAUCGGAGUCACCUACAAAGGCAUCAAGAGGACGGGUUACGGAGACACCUGCCGCAUCGGCUACAACCGCAAGUCCUGGAGCCUCUUCUGCUCCGAUUCCAGCUACUCAGCCCGCCACAGCAAAGACCAGUUAGAGAUCAAAGCCCCCUACUCAUCACGUAUAGGGGUGUUCCUAGACCACGCUGGAGGUACCCUCUCUUUCUACGCUGUAGGGGACACCAUGUCUCUCAUCCACCGCUUCAAGGCCUCCUUUAGCGAGGCCGUCUAUCCAGGCUUCUGGGUUUGGUAUGAGUCAGCCAUCACCAUCAUCCGUCAGUGA